Molecule: messenger RNA, 1274 nt
Organism: Hordeum vulgare subsp. vulgare (domesticated barley)
Lineage: Eukaryota; Viridiplantae; Streptophyta; Magnoliopsida; Poales; Poaceae
Product: cysteine-rich repeat secretory protein 55-like
Exons: 1
Coding region: 168-998 (276 amino acids)
Source: RefSeq, a predicted model, not a curated record
GGCUGCGCAUGGAGCCAUCAGCCAUAGACCAAGCAGACCACCCAUCACCCAUCACUCACUGCCCGCUCGCUCUAUAAGAAUCUCGCACGCACCCACCAACGAGCGCAUGCAUGCAAACAAAUCACUAGCGAGCCGCAUACGUACAUCACAACGAAGCGCGGCACGCAAUGGCGCCCUCCUCGUCGUCUCCACUGCCGGCGUCUCCGCUGCUCGUACUGCUGAUGGUGCCGCUCCUGCUCGCCAUGGCGCGUCCGUGCUCCGGCGUGGACGCCAUCGGCACCUACUGCGCUAAGAACGGCACCAGCGCGGAGACGCAGGCCAGCAUCGACCAGGUCCUCGCGGCGCUCGUCCCGCGCGCCUCGGCGGCGUACUACGCCACGGCCACCGCCGGCCGCUCCUCGUCCGCGGUCUGGGGCCUCGCGCAGUGCCGCGGCGACGUCCCGCGUCAGGACUGCUCGCUCUGCCUCGCCGCGGCGGCCAAGGAGGUCGCGUCGUCCUGCCGCGGCAGCUCGGACGGGCGCGUCUUCUACGACUACUGCCUCCUCCGCUACUCCACCGCCAACUUCAUCGGCCUCGCUGACACGGGGUACACGCUCAUCCUCCUCAACACCCAGAACGCCACCGGCGUCGACCUGGCCGCGUUCGACCGGGCGCAGGGGAAGCUCAUGUCCCGCGUCGCCUCCGAGGCCGGCGACGCCGCCAACAAGGGCCUGGCGACGGACACGACGCGACUCGGCAGCGAUGGUGGCGGAGCCAAGACGACCAUCUACGGGCUCGGGUGGUGCACCAGGGACAUCACGGCGGCCGACUGCGGGCUGUGCGUGGCGCAGGCUGUGGCCGAGCUGCCCAACUACUGCCGGUACCGGCGCGGGUGCCGCGUGAUCUACAGCAGCUGCAUGGCGCGCUACGAGGUGUACCCCUUCUUCUUCCCGCUCGACGGCGCCGACAAGUCGGCCGACGAGGUCGGACAGUGCGACAAGAUUGUCUUGAACGCGUGAUGUAUUUGUUUGUGGAGUACAAACUACGUGUAGUCAACUACGGUGCUAUCUACGAGGGCACUCCAGCUCGUUGUGCGUACCUGGUCCUGGUGGUGGUGGCGAAUCCAUUUGUUAGUGUAUGGCUAGCUCGUAGCUAGCCUUGAGCCUUGUGUUUGUUUGUGUACAUGUUUGCUCGUCAAAAUAUAAUUUCGCGCAAACCACCAUUGUGUAAUUUUCAUAUUUGCAAAACCACUAUCUACCUAGAGUAAUUACUUAUUUGAAAGUAGUUGAAUGCAA